AUGUCGUUCAGUGAUCGUUGUUGUUAUCCUGGUUGUCAUGAGAGUGGAAAUUCACAUAAAAUCCUACAUGGCUUUCCAAGCCCCACUUGUGAUCUACAGAGAUUUAGAUCUUGGGUCUAUGCAAUUGGUGGUGAUAUUCUUCACUUGGAUAAUUUCUACAUUCACAGAUAUUGCAGAGUCUGUCAUUAUCACUUUGAAGAGAAAUAUUUUUGCCCUUAUAAUGGAAUUAAUAAUAUGGCUAUACCAACACUCGAGAUCUCUGAUCCUGUGAGUUUUGAAAGUGUUUCUGAAGGUAUUCCUUGUGUCUCUUCUCAGGUGGAAAUCCCACAAGAUAAGAAGCAAAAUUUAUUACUUCAUUCAGAAAAUGAUGAAAAUUUGGAUCACAACUAUUGUCAAUUGCAAGAUGAUAAUUAUUGCCCUGAAACGGUUGCUGUUGAAUAUGAAAUAAUCAGUGAUAAUAUGCAGAUUUCGGAAUUAUCAAAUGAGGCUAUUGAAGAAGUAAGUGAAUCUGGUAUUUCAUUCAUUUCGAAUCAUUUCAAUAACCGGCUCACGAAACGCCAACCACAAUGUUUAAGUUCACAAAUCGUAACUGGUUCAGAAGUGGACUCGGGUAUUAAAAAUAUUUCACAUAUAUCUAAAGAUACGCAGAUCAUAAAUAUUCAGUCUCAAACCGAGUGUAACAGUAUUAAUAAUGACUCGAAGGAUGAACAAAUUAAGUCACUGAGAAAACAAUGCCGCCUUUUAAAAGCAAAGCUUAAGAAACAACAGCAAAGGAUAUCGUGUUAUAAGGAAGAAAUUAAAAAAUCUAAAUAUCUAACAAAAGAAAAGUUUGAUGCCAUAACAGAGAGGGUGCCAGAACUGGGCAAACGACUCAUGUGGAUGCAAUUACACCAGCCAAAGAAAAAGAACGGACAUCGCUUUGAUACAAAAGAGAAGUUGAUGUGUCUCGCGAUUAAGAAGUAUAAACCCGAAUGUUUUAAGUUUUUGAAAAAGACAUUUCUUAUGCCUGGGAAUAAGACGUUGAAGAACUUUAUAACAAAAUUGCAAUUGCCUGAUUCCAAGCCGGAGGGAGACGAACCUAAUAUCGAUGACAUUGAAAACGAAGAAGUCGUUUCCGACACUUUGCUCGAUGGAGCGGACUCGGAAAUUCAAAUUUCAUAUGAGACGCACAAAAAUGUGCUCGGAGAAUUCAUACAAUUUAAUAAUAGCACCAAUUUGGCUGAUUUUACUGACUUUCAGCAUGGUUUAUGUUAG
Molecule: messenger RNA, 1254 nt
Organism: Pieris macdunnoughi
Lineage: Eukaryota; Metazoa; Arthropoda; Insecta; Lepidoptera; Pieridae
Source: the annotation of a GenBank genome assembly